Messenger RNA from Neoarius graeffei (lesser salmon catfish), 1189 nucleotides. RefSeq names its product calcium-responsive transactivator-like. Gene Ontology annotation, biological process: positive regulation of dendrite morphogenesis; positive regulation of transcription by RNA polymerase II. The record is from RefSeq and is a predicted model, not a curated record. Lineage: Eukaryota; Metazoa; Chordata; Actinopteri; Siluriformes; Ariidae. Bases 1 to 1164 code for a protein of 387 amino acids. Gene Ontology annotation, molecular function: transcription coactivator activity. Gene Ontology annotation, cellular component: nucleus. The transcript is spliced from 11 exons.
AUGUCAGUCACAUUUUCAUCAACACGGCCGAGAGGGAAAGGUGAAGUGACCCAACAGACCAUACAGAAGAUGCUGGACGAAAAUCACUAUCUGAUUCAGUGCAUUAUGGACUAUCAAAGCAAAGGAAAGACUGCAGAGUGCACACAGUAUCAGCAGAUUUUACACAGAAACCUGGUUUAUUUGGCCACAAUUGCAGACUCCAACCAAAACAUGCAGUCCCUCUUACCAGCGCCUCCAAACCCCGGGAUGAGUUUGGGUGGAGGUGGGAUGGGUGGGAGCAGUGCAGGAGGAUCUCUCCACUCUCAGAGUAACCUUAAUGACACCAUGGCUCCUUCCUCACUAAUGCAGAGUCAGAUGAGUAAUGGCCCAAGUCACACCCCCAUGCAGCAGCAGCAGCAGCAGUCCGGCCCUUCCACCUCGUCCAUGAGCUCCGGGCCGAGCUUCGCUCACUCAGUGCCCUCAUCCUCAUCGUCACAGGGCACGGCACUGUACCCACCCUCCCGCACCAACCUCAACAUACAGUCCAACCCAGUCUCGAUGAUGCAUCAGCAAGGUUCAGGACCCCAUUACUCCUCUUCUGGAGGUCAGCACUAUCAGGGGCAACAGACCAUGGGCAUGAUGGGGCAAAGUAAUCAAGGCAACAGUAUGGUCUCACAAAGGCCUAUCGGAAACUAUCGUCCUGCUCAGCAAGGUAAGUCUGGAUCACAGUACAUGGGUCAGGAGGAGUUCUACGGAGAGCAGUACGGACACACUCCAAGCUCCAGCGAGCCUGUAAACCAGCAGUAUUACCCUGAUGGUCACAAUGAGUACUCGUAUCAGCAGUCGUCUUAUGGAGAGCAGAGUUACGAGAGGUCAUUUGAAGACUCAUCGCAACACUAUUAUGAAAGUGGAAACCCUCAGUAUAGCCAACAGCAGUCACAAUAUCAGCAGAGCUCAGGUCAGCAGCAGACAUUCAACCAACAGCAGUACCAAUCACAGACAGGAUACAGCAGCCAAGGACAGGGUUACAGUCCAGCACAGGGAGCUCCAUCUCAGUACUCUCAGUAUCAACAGGGUCAGAAUCAGCAGUAUUCCUCAUUUCGAUCCACACAAUCUACUCCUGGCUCUCAAACACAGAGAUCUUACACGUACGAACAGGGUCAGUAUGGAAACUACCAGCAGUAAUGAUACGCCGUCAAGUCAACCAUUC